UUAUCUCAAUAGACAGCUAGCUAGUCAUUAUAACACCAGCCUUUUUUUCAGCCAUCAAGGAGGACAGUUAGCUAGGGUGCACAGAAAAAUCAUAAAAGCCACAUGCACUGAGGUAGAUCAAUUUACGCUGAUUGAAGAGAAGAGCGAACUGCCAGCGACAGUCAAAAGCGCCACACCAACACCCAUGCUAAUGUCCGAUAGCCACUGAACGUUAGCUGGGAGACUUUAAAGCCUCAGUCAUUCACGCAUUCUACUGUAGACUUGACCGUAAGAUGCUGCUGCACGUUGGAGGUAUGCGUUCGGCCCUGGGGCUACUGGCUGUCAGGAGGGCAUGCUGCCUGUCUCGCACCACCCACAACUCCCCUCAGACACUGGAAUACAAGCCCAUCAAAAAGGUCAUGGUGGCCAAUCGAGGUGAGAUUGCCAUCCGUGUGUUCCGGGCGUGCACUGAGCUGGGGAUCCGGACAGUGGCUGUCUACUCUGAGCAAGACACCGGCCAGAUGCACAGGCAGAAGGCAGAUGAGGCUUACCUCAUAGGGAAAGGCCUGCCGCCCGUGGCUGCCUACCUGGACAUCCCUGACAUCAUCAAAGUUGCUAAGGAAAAUGAUGUGGAUGCAAUCCACCCUGGGUAUGGCUUCCUGUCUGAGCGAUCAGACUUUGCUCAGGCAUGUGUCGAUGCUGGGGUACGCUUCAUUGGCCCUUCCCCUGAUGUGGUGCGCAAGAUGGGAGACAAGGUGGAGGCUCGAUCCAUCGCUAUCCGUGCAGGAGUUCCAGUUGUACCAGGGACAGACGGUCCCAUCACUUGCCUAUCGGAGGCCCAGGAGUUCUCCAACACCUAUGGCUUUCCCAUCAUCUUUAAGGCUGCCUACGGUGGUGGGGGCAGGGGAAUGAGGGUGGUCAAAGAGUACGAGGAGCUGGAGGAGAACUAUCAGCGUGCGUACUCUGAGGCCCUGGCUGCGUUUGGGAACGGUGCUCUUUUCGUGGAGAAGUUCAUUGAGAGACCCAGACACAUUGAAGUGCAGAUCCUGGGUGAUAAGUAUGGUAAUGUUAUCCACCUGUAUGAGAGGGACUGCUCUAUCCAGAGGAGGCACCAGAAGGUGGUAGAGAUCGCCCCGGCUGUACAACUGGACCCACACCUCCGGGACAGACUCACCGCUGACUCUGUCAACCUGGCCAGACAGGUGGGCUAUGAGAACGCUGGCACGGUGGAGUUCCUGGUGGAUAAACAUGGAAGGCACUACUUCAUCGAGGUCAACUCCCGCCUACAGGUGGAGCACACCGUUACCGAGCAGGUCACAGAUGUGGACCUGGUUCAUGCUCAGCUGCGCGUGUGUGAGGGGCGUAGCCUGCCAGAGCUGGGCCUGAAGCAGGAUAAGAUCCGGAUCAAUGGCUUCGCCAUCCAAUGCCGUGUGACCACAGAGGACCCUGCCCGCGGUUUCCAGCCUGACACUGGACGGCUAGAGGUAUUCCGAAGUGGCGAGGGUAUGGGCAUCCGUCUGGACAGUGCCUCUGCAUUCCAAGGAGCCGUCAUCUCCCCCCACUACGACUCCCUUUUGGUUAAAGUCAUCGCCAGCGGGAAGGACCUGCCUGCCGCCGCCGCCAAGAUGAACCGGGCGCUGGCGGAGUUCCGUGUCCGCGGGGUCAAGACCAACAUCCCCUUCCUCCAGAACGUUCUGAGUAACGAUCAGUUCCUGUACGGCACCGUUGACACCCAGUUCAUAGAUGAGAACCAGGAACUCUUCAACCUCAAGCCGGUCCAGAACCGAGCCCAGAAGCUGCUGCACUACCUGGGUCAUGUGAUGGUAAACGGACCCACCACUCCCAUACCAGUGAAGGCCAAGCCCUCAUCUAUCGAUCCUGUGAUCCCACCCGUUCCUCUGGGUGAGCCUCCGGUUGGGUUCCGUGACGUCCUAUUGAGGGAGGGUCCAGAGGGCUUUGCCAAGGCAGUGCGUGCCCACAAGGGUCUGCUGCUCAUGGACACCACCUUCAGAGAUGCCCACCAGUCUCUCCUGGCCACCCGUGUCCGCACCCACGACCUCAAACAGAUCGCCCCCUUCGUAGCCCACAACUUCAACAACCUCUUCAGCGUUGAGAACUGGGGAGGUGCCACCUUUGAUGUGGCGAUGCGUUUCCUGUGUGAGUGUCCAUGGAAACGGCUGCAGGAGCUGAGGGCUCUCCUGCCCAACGUGCCCUUCCAGAUGCUGCUCAGAGGAGCCAAUGCUGUGGGGUACACCAAUUACCCCGACAACGCCGUGUUCAAGUUCUGUGAGGUGGCCAAGGAGAACGGCAUGGACAUCUUCCGUGUGUUUGAUUCUCUGAACUACCUUCCCAACCUGAUGCUGGGUAUGGAGGCUGCUGGGAGUGCCGGGGGUGUGGUGGAGGCCUCCAUCUCCUACACAGGGGAUGUGUCUGACCCAAUGAGGCAAAAGUACUCUCUGGAGUACUACCUGAAGCUGGCUGAUGAGCUGGUCAGAGCUGGAACGCACAUACUGAACGUCAAGGACAUGGCAGGGCUGCUGAAGCCUGAGUCCAGCCGCAUGUUGAUUGGUGCUCUGAGGGACCGUUUCCCUGACAUGCCCAUCCACGUCCACACCCACGACACGGCAGGCGCCGGCGUGGCUGCCAUGCUGGCGUGUGCCGAGGCCGGGGCUGACAUCGUAGACGUCGCAGUGGACUCCAUGGCUGGAAUGACAUCACAGCCCAGCAUGGGAGCUAUUGUCGCCUGCACCAAGGGAACCAAUCUCAGCACAGGGAUAUCCCUGGAGAAUGUUUAUGACUACAGUGAGUACUGGGAGGUUGCUCGCGGGCUCUAUGCACCCUUUGACUGUACAGCCACUAUGAAGUCUGGCAAUGCUGAUGUGUAUGAGAACGAGAUCCCUGGAGGCCAGUACACCAACCUGCACUUCCAGGCUCACAGCAUGGGCCUGGGGCACAAGUUCAAGGAGGUGAAGAAGUCCUACACAGAGGCCAACAAGCUGCUGGGUGACCUCAUCAAGGUGACCCCCUCCUCGAAGAUCGUGGGUGACCUGGCCCAGUUCAUGGUGCAGAACUCUCUGACAAGGGCAGAGGUGGAGGAGAGGGCUGAUGAGCUCUCCUUCCCCCUCUCAGUGGUGGAGUUCCUGCAGGGUCACAUUGGCAUCCCACACGGAGGCUUCCCUGAGCCCUUCAGGUCCAAGGUGCUGAAGAAUAUGCCACGGGUGGAGGGCCGCCCGGGUGCCUCUCUGCCUGCCAUGGACUUCCAGGCCCUAGAGAAACAGCUGCGAGAGACGCACGGAAAUGACAUCACUCCUGAGGAUGUGAUGUCAGCAGCCAUGUACCCCAAGGUGUUCCAGGAGUUCAAGGAGUUCACCCAUCAGUUUGGCCCCGUAGACUGCCUCAACACACGCCUGUUCCUCGAUGGACCCAAGAUUGCUGAGGAGUUUGAGGUGGAGUUGGAGCGAGGGAAGACCCUCCACAUCAAAGCCCUGGCCCUGGGAGACCUCAACAAGGCUGGCCAGAGGGAGGUGUUCUUUGAGCUGAACGGAGCACUCAGAUCUGUCCUGGUCAAGGAUACAGUGGCCAUGAAGGAGAUGCACUUCCACCCCAAGGCGCUGAAGGAUGUGCGUGGCCAGGUGGGGGCUCCCAUGCCGGGUAAGGUUGUGGAAGUGAAGGUGAAGCAGGGCCAGACUGUGGAGAAGGGCCAGCCUCUGUGUGUGCUCAGCGCCAUGAAGAUGGAAACAGUGGUCAACUCUCCCCUCUCUGGCACUGUGGUCAAGAUCUACGUCAACGCCGACAGCAGCCUGGAGGGAGACGACCUCAUCCUGGAGAUCACCGAGUAGGACAGGAACCAUUCAUUUGAGCACAACCUUAACCCCUUCAGUCUCACACGCUAAAGUACAAUUCCAACUGUUGAAAAGAGGCAGGCAGGAGAGAAAUGUAUCUAUUUUUGAAAUUCUGGAAAAAAAAAUAUACAGUAUGAUUGUAAUCAAUUAAUGAACUAAUGUUUGUUUAUUGGAGCGCUUCCUGUGGUGAUUGCACUUGUGAUAUGUACGGUAAUCCACUGUCACUUUAGAAACUGAUAAGUACAAUCAUUAACCAUUGGAAGGGAAUAAAAUCUAGGAGUUUUCAUAUUCAUAUAUUCAUGUUAAUCAAUAUACGUCAUUCUCUAACGCUUUCCUGAAGAGUUAUAUUGCUGAGGCUAUGCCAAUAUGAAGAUGAAUGAUGCAAUAAAUAAGUGUAAAGCAAUUGAUAAGCCGUUGACAUUCUGGGAUUUAAUGUAAUAUAAACUCUUAAUCUUGGCUAAUCAUGUUUUAAAUUGUACAAUAGUCUUUAGGCCGUCCCUGUACGAGCAUCACCUCCAUGAGUGUCAUCUGAUAUGUUGAAAUAGAAAAAUGAAAGUUAACAUCAAUAGACCCCAGGGUCGUUACAGUAAUAAUAUAGGUGUUCAAGCAUAAGAAGUGUUUCCAUCUUAAUUGUCCUCUCUCUCUUCCCUCCAUCUCACUAUAUUGACUGACUGGGUAAAGCUGUUCUAAGCAUCUUCUCAUCACUGAUCACUGCAUUACUUUCACUCAUUUUCCCCAACUCAUUAUAAAGAGUAAAGCUUUUACUGUACAUUUCCUUUGCAUCUGAAAGUGGAUAGCCUAUGAAUUUUUGAAGCACAAGUGACUCAGUUGACCAAAACUCUUCUUUUAGACACUGAACCUAAAAUAACACUUUUUUUUGACCAACUACCUUGCUUUGUACAUGAACGCCAAUAUACUUGAUAUUCUGAUACACGCUUGAUAUUUUGGCAACUUGCUGUGACUUUUUAAAAUAGAAAUGAAUCCUACAUAACUGGACAUAUUUAGUCAUUCUGGUAGUCAUUGGGACUGACUGGACUCUGGUGAGAUUUACAGGUUGUAGGGGGUAGUUUCAUGUUCUCAAUCUGUGGUAAUGGUUUACUAAGGGGCCUUAGUUUUUAGAAUACAUAUGUUUACUGUGCAACUGUAUUUCCCCAAGUGUUUUGUUUUGCUUAUUAGUCCCCCACCCCCCCAAUUGUAAACGUUGCUUGUUAGACCCCAUAGGAACUUGACCCGAAUAACCCAUGACAAAAUAAUUGGUCUUUGUUUUCAGUGUAGAGAUUAAAAGUAGUUGAAUGUUACUUGUGUAUAUGGUGUGUCCUUGCAGUACAUGAGGCUACUGUCUGAGUGCUGGUGGGUGUUGUUUUGUCAACUGUCAUGGUAACCACUUUGUGUCUGUUUACAUCUGGGGAGUUGAUAAUCGUGAGCACACUAGGCAUUGUCAUGUAAUGCAGUAUUUGCAGUGCAAAGAGAAAUGUUAUUGAUUUUGUUUUGUUUUUACAUGAAAAAAAUCAUAGCCUUGUCAUGAUUAAGUAACGUCUAUAAUCUAUGACAUUACAAAUCAUCUCUUGAGAAUAGUUUACCGACCUGUUGUAUCAAGCAGAAGUAAUCAGAUGUCUUACACUUCUAACUCCUGUAUGUGAACCAUAGGACUUAAGACCAGUAAUGCAACAACUAAAGAAUGCAACGAUUGAGCCCGUUAUCUUACGAGCGACAUUGGUUCUGUGCGUAAAAUAUCAUUUUUGCGUGCAGUACGCACAGUUAUCUAGGUCAAGUAGGAGACUUCUACAUAGGAAAAACGAAUGUUAAUGAGCUUUAUACGUAGAUGUCUUGUAAGCGUUAACAUUACUACCGAUUUAUGGUGAAUAGUAAUGUCAUUUGUAUUCUAGAAUCUUGCUGGGGAUCUGUGGCAGUUAUGCCAUCCUUCUCAUGUCUGUCUGUCUUUUGAUGAUCAGUUUUAAAUCAUGCAAAUACUAAUUCAGUGUAACCUCAUGUUCUUUUCAAUGUGACAGGACUUUGAAAGAAAUUAAAAGCGCAUUACAGAGUU
Oncorhynchus nerka (sockeye salmon) is the source of this 5865-nucleotide messenger RNA. Its product is annotated as pyruvate carboxylase, mitochondrial-like. Bases 273 to 3818 code for a protein of 1181 amino acids. NCBI's taxonomy places the organism in Eukaryota, Metazoa, Chordata, Actinopteri, Salmoniformes, Salmonidae. The transcript has 21 exons. Gene Ontology annotation, biological process: gluconeogenesis; pyruvate metabolic process. Gene Ontology annotation, cellular component: cytoplasm. Gene Ontology annotation, molecular function: pyruvate carboxylase activity; ATP binding; metal ion binding. The record is from RefSeq and is a predicted model, not a curated record.